Molecule: messenger RNA, 3299 nt
Organism: Eleginops maclovinus (Patagonian blennie)
Lineage: Eukaryota; Metazoa; Chordata; Actinopteri; Perciformes; Eleginopidae
Product: fibronectin-like
Exons: 12
Coding region: 161-2764 (867 amino acids)
Biological process (GO): cell-substrate junction assembly; cell-matrix adhesion; nervous system development
Molecular function (GO): integrin binding; proteoglycan binding; extracellular matrix structural constituent
Source: RefSeq, a predicted model, not a curated record
UGAACUUUUGAUGUUACUGGAACAGGUGUGUAUUCGUUUUACAUCUCUCUUCCUGGGAGAUCAUUUCCUCCUGUUCAGAGAAGCAGGAUGCAUCUCUAGCCUGGAGUCUCGGUGACAUUUUAUGAAGCUGCCCUGCAUUGAGUGCCGUCAGUAAUUCAACAUGGGACGUUUGUCUCUCAAGAAUAAAGUCCCUAUCAUGGUUUCUCUGGCUCUGGUGUUUGCGUGGAGUGCCGCAGAGCGAGAGUACUUCCAUCAUCCGAGUGAUCUCACCUGGGAGGAUGCCAGGAACCACUGCCAGACCUGUUUCAAAGACCUGGUGACACUGACCCCCGAAAACAUCCAGAACAUCUCCAAGUUACUCACGUCUGACUGCUGGAUUGGACUCCGCAAGAACUCCAACAGCAACUCCACUAUGGACCCCACUAUGGACCCCACUAUGAACUCCACUAUGAACUCCCCUAUGGACCCCACUAUGGACCCCACUAUGGACCCCACUAUGAACUCCACAAUGAACUCCACUAUGAACUCCACUAUGAACUCCACUAUGCGUUGGUUCCGCUGGACCAACGGGGACCCCCUGAUCUUCCAGAACUGGUACCCUGGUUGGCCUGUGUUCAGAUCCUCCCUUCCAAACAGAUACUACUUUGUCUGCCAAGAAAAGCCCAGCCUGGAAACAACAACCCUGAAAAUUGUCCCCCCACCAACGGGAACUCCAGGAUCGGCCUUCCCACCAACGGGAACUCAAGAAUCAGCCGCCCCAGCAACGGGAAAUACAGAAUCGGCCUUCUCAGCAACGGGAAAUACAGAAUCGGCCUUCUCAGCAACGGGAACUCCAGGAUCGGCCUUCCCACCAACAGGAACUCAAGAAUCAGCCGCCCCAGCAACAGGAAAUACAGAAUCGGCCUUCUCAGCAACGGGAACUCCAGGAUGGAUCGCCCCUGCAACGGGAACUCCAGGAUUGACCGCCCCAGCAACGGGAACUCCAGGAUCGGCCGCCCCAACAACGGGAACUCCAGGAUCGGCCGCCCCAACAACGGGAACUCUGGGAUUGGCCACAGAAAACUCAACAAGCAAUUCCACCGAAUUUGACGCCACAGCCGCAACCACAGCCGCAACCACAGCCGCAGCAACACCAGCGUUACCAGCUCGAUGCAAAAUAACGCAGUGGCCAGAAGAAGCACAUUAUGUUCUGUUGCCAGAUUUCCUCAAGACUGAUGAAAACUACAUUGAAGACUCUUGUGUUGCCAUGCUCAGCUUCGGGCCGUGGGUUGAAAAGGAAUGCUCAGAGCGCCUCCCUUCCAUAUGUUAUGAAGAUCGUUUCUUUGGCGAAGUGAACGUGACUGACAAGACUUUCGACAGCGCCAAUCUUGCUUGGCGCAAGGGGCCUGGGAAUAUCGCCCAUUACCGCGUAGAGGUCAGAUACGACAACGUGCUGACACAGAAACACUCUACUGAAGAUUUGACAUAUAACCUCACCAACCUGACUUCAGGCACCCGCUACUCAGUCCAGGUGUUCGCUGUGAAGUGUUCGAGAGACCUGAACCCGCAAGAGGAGACCUUCUACACCACACCCCAAAAAGUGGAAAACCUGAAAUUCACCAACGUGACAGAAACGUCCGUCCUCCUGAACUGGACCAAACCGGCUGGAAACUUAGAUUUCUAUCUGAUUGGGAUCCAAAAUGGGACGCAGAUUAGGAGUAAGACAGAGGGAAAGAUCAUCAGCGGUUUGAUACCUGGAAACCUUUACACGUUCACUGUCGUCUCAGGAGUCGUUGAUAAAUCCACCUGGAGUGAAAAAACCCAGAUCUCACUAUACACCAAGCCUGGGAGAGUGUUGGAGCUGAAGGUGUCUCAUUAUACCCAUCAUUCACUGCAGCUUAACUGGAAGCAACCGGAGGGAAAUGCCCCCUCUUUCAGGGUUAUCAAUAUAAAUGAGAACAAAACGUUUUUUACUUCAAAAACGGAACAAAACAUCACAGAUCUGCCAAUCGGCUCCAGGAUUACCUUCAGUGUGACAGUAGUGGUUAAUGGUACCAUCGAGGGGGACAGUGUUACCAUUGACGGCAAUACCGCUCCUGGACCGAUUACAAACUUGACAUUGAUCACCACUGACAGAACGCUCAAUGCCUCGUGGUUAUCCGAGGGGAAUUCCGUAUCUUUCACCGUCAAGCUCCUGCUGGAAAACACCAUGAUCGAGAGACGCAUAAAUAAAACAGAGAUCUUCUUCCCAAACCUGAAGACUGCAGCCAAUUACACAGUGACCGUCUACACCUUUAACCGACAUCACAACGGCCAGUCAUUGACAAAGUCCAUAUUCACCAGGCCGUCGCCGCCUACUAAUCUCACAGUAAAAAUUGCCGGUAAACGGAGUAUCACCUUUGAGUGGGAUCCCCCUGCCGACGUAGCAGGAGUCACGUACGCUGUCAAAAUCAACUCCAUCUUCUGGGGCGACACCCAGUCCGCCACAGUGGAUAACAAAAACAGCUACACGUUUAGUGGCUUAAAUUCAGGGACCAAGUACUAUUUCGAAGUGCAAACAAAGGCGGGUACAGAGCUGAGUGAAAAAAAAACGUUGUCACAAUUGACAGUUGCAGAAGAAAGGGAAAUCAGCCUGUCCAUGAUGUGCUCUUCGUCUCAGCCGCUCCUCUGUGAUGGAAAUGCCACAAGGGAAAGUGUAUUUAACAAGUUGAAAACGCAUUUCGACAAUGUCUUGGGGGACAAUAUUUUUUGGAGACUCGAGAAGCUGGACCCCCAAAACAAAUAAGAGACACACUUUUAUUGUAUUUAUUGUCACUGUUUACAUAAUUUUUUCUGUUUUCAGUCUUGGUUUUGCUAUUUUUGUAGAUUAGUGUCGUUAGAAAAUAAUGAAGCUUUUAGAUGUUUGCGAUUUUUAAAUUUGAAUUAGCUGCAGGUUAUACAUUUAAGAUUGAAAUUCUAAAAACAACCAAAAACUAAACUGCUUCCGACUACAAUAACACUAACAUCUUUGUCAUACUUGAUCAUUUUCACUAUUUGUUUUAUUUGUCACAUCAUUUUAUGCAAGUAUUCUGGUAUUUCCACCAGGUAAAGCAGAUGAUAAGAAUAAAGACACGUGUCGUAACACAACAUUUUUUACGUAUUAGGUCAAAGUAUAGAAUAGAAGAAGUCACACAUUAUGAGAAACAACAUUGUGACAUAUACACUCACUCAAAAUAGCAGGAUAAGCAUUUAAAUUUACAUGACUAUUUUCUUCUGGAUGAUUUGUGCUUUCAAAUAUGUGUCUGAUUUAUCUGAAUAAAUAACGUUUUUUUAAAAUGUGA